UCGAAUUCGUCGGAUUCGGAUACUACAGGGUGUUUAAAAUAUGUUAGUUUUCUAAGUGACUGAUGUGAAAAUUGAGAUUUAAAAAAAAUCCAUUUGAGGAACUGAAAAAAGUUUUUUUCUUGUUAAAGAUCCUGUGUAUAGGCGAGGGAAGCAGGAAAAAUGGACGAUCGAAAACAUUCCACUAGUGGCCUGACCAUUGAUCGAGCAGCCUUUUUGAUACUUCGAGUAAAAAAGGCUUUUAAAAGGAAGAAAUUGCAGAGAAAAGAGAAGGAAAAGGCUGUUCAACUGGCAGCAGCCAGACCGGACCAAAGGGCAUCUUGCGUCGGCCUUGAAGGCGGCGCCAGUCGAAAACUACCCCCACCCUUACUCCGAUCCAGAACCUUACCAGCCAUCGUCGUUCCUGGCGUAAACAUUUUACAAGCCCAAUUGGGAAACUAUGGAGGAAAAGUGAAUGAUGCAAACAGUUUACAAGUUCCAAACUGUCAAAAAUCCGGCAGGUUAUCAUUGGCUCGAGUAUCGUUUAGCCGUGAGGAUCCCGCUAGUCUCGAGACCCGUCGCAAGUCCGCUAUUAGUAGGUUAUGUGGGAGUGGUUAUUAUGGACCGGAGCGUAGUGAUGAUGGCGGGCUCAUGCUCAGGGUGCCAUCACCGCAUGUGGUUGCAGCGAGGGCGUAUCGCAUGCAACCCGCUUCGCCCCAGCCCGGCACGUCUACGGGCGCAUUUUCUAAAAUCAGCAAAUUACUUACCCCCGGCAGUUCGAAAACUCAAAUCGUCAUUGACGAUUCGAACGUCAUUAGGCGACUUAGCUGGGAAAGGCGAGACCCUUUGAACAAUAGACUUCCACGUUCAUCGAGUAUAGACUCAAUGGUGGAAGCCGUGUGGUCGGAAAUGCCCAUUUCGCCAUCUGAAUCACUGCCGAUCCCGGCGAUUACCGAAAAACGUUCGUCAUUACGGCCUGAUAAGGCUUUGGCAUUAGUUUCGCCCAGUGUUGGACGAAGAGUCAAGGGUCAAAGAGCCACAAAUGAAUUCCCGUCGUUUUCGGGCGAUUUGGAGAUGGAGGUGGCGAGUAUUCCUCUGUCGCGGGGUCUCCCACCUCCCCCCAGCCAAAAACCGAGUAAAAAGGAGGCGAAACUUAUACAACAAAAACUCGAAAAACUCGCUAGGAUUAAUAUACACUUGCAUGCAUUAUUUUCGGCCGUGGAAUGCGGACAUCUGGAGAAAGCAAAAACGAUUUUAGAGUCCACAGAUGCUGAUAUCAAUAGUAUAAACUCAGAUAUGCUCUCACCUCUGGAUAUAGCAGUUCUUAGCAACAACAAAUCGAUGGCAAAAAUGUUAAUAUCCUUUGGUGCCAAAGAAGGAAGCCAAUUUCCUUCUCCGGAAAAACUAGGAUCGCACCUGAGACAAAUUCUCUGCGAGGCUGAAAUGCGGAUACAGGAGCUGGGGGGGCUGUUGGACGAGCCCCUCGUAGGAUUCAACACUAGAGCCUCCUUUUCUAGCAUGUUGACCGCCGGUUCUUCAACUUCUUCUAUGACAGGUUGUGCAGGUGGAGAUACGGAAAAGCAAGCGGUGGCAUGGGGCAGAAAAGCGAAAACAUUAAAAAGGCUUGUGUUGGGGUUCACACAGGCGAGACCGCCAGACGUGCCAUCUAUCGUAGCAGUCGAUAUUACCGCGAAAAAUCUCGUUACUGUAAGAUUAGCCGAACCUUCCACCCAUGACUCGCCCAUUGCAACCAAGUUCUUAGUACAAUGGUCAACCCGUCCAGACUUUUCCAUAAUCUCUGGACAAGAGGAGCUCACAGAGAUGUCUAACCUCCGUUGCCAAAUCGAACUCACCCAGGGUCGUAGGUACUAUUUUCGUGCCUGUUGUGGUAACUUAAAGGGCUACGGCAUGUUUCGCGCCUCCACACCAUCUUCAGUCAUACCAUCCACCUGGAGAGAAAUCGAACAAAAGCAUCCGAGGUUUAACGAAAGUAACCAAAAUUUAGACCAACUAAUUGAGGAAGUACGCCAGUUCCGACCCUCAACGGAAAUGCUAGAGUCCACCGGAGCGUCGCAACGAAGGGCCCAAAGAAAGAAAACCACCAUUAAGCAAUUGUUUACUGCUGCAAGCAAAUUUCAAAAAAAUCUAAAAAGGGGUAUCCAUUUGGCAUGUAUUCUCUACCACGAAGACAAAGUCCUGGUGACCAACGAAGAAUUCCUACCUGUGAUAGAAAUCGACGAAUCUUUUCCAUCGUGCAUCAACAACGACCUCUACUGGCUAAUGAGGGUCGCAUGUACAUGGGAUGACACCAAAUGCCUCAAAUCAGUGAUGGAAGAACACACCUCAUCGACGAUCCACUUUCGAACCAAAUUACUUUUAGCGGCCCUCCAAAUGCAAUCCAGUUUGUGUUUGCAGGACUUGGGGCAACUGUACCAUAAACCUUUAAGGGACUCCCAAGGAACGAUGGUCAUAAGUACCAUAAACUACGUGAAAUCUCCAAAGAGUGUUUCGGUGUUGAACUCGCGCUGGUUACCAAUGAAUAAAGUGUUUAAAAAGGCGGUGUUGAGUGACGAUUCGAAUAUUUCCGACGUGUUAAUGGGCAGUAUUCAGGAUCAGAUCAACUAUCAUCAAGUUUCCAGUUUGAAGUUGGGCCGGGGACUGUAUCUGGCUUAUUUGAAAAUGCAAAGUUCGGUUGAUAUGAUUCAUCUGGUGGUAUCGUCAAAGACUCCGAAUAUGUUGCCGCAUUGUAAAGUCAGGGAUAAUCCGCAUGUUUCUGCUGAAGAAUGGGAAUAUCUGAAGCAGCAACAUCUUCCCGACAUCCUGGACAACGCCACCGAGCUCCAGCGGAAUUUUUUGGAGCUGGUUACUAGCGCUGCCAAAAGACUGUUUAACUACAUGGACAUCAGUAACGAGGACGCCAAUAUACAUCGACUCUAUGACGCUGAGGUGAUUGAGCUGACUAACGAGGUCAGCUUUAUAGUCAUAUGCCCGUCAGCAGAGUUUUCUUGCGCUGUGCCUGGACAACGAGAGAUUCUCUUGCAGAGAGGAGAUUUAAUUAGUUUACCUAUACAGGUAUUUGAAAUGAUACACCUCAACACUUACCAAAGCACUAUCCUCCAAAAAUACUCCAAGCUCAGUUGCUUACUAGAACUAGAUGCUGCUACAGCCAACCAUUUGCACAGAGAAGCCUUCUCAAACAGCGAACUACAAGUGGCCAAAGAGCGCCUCUCUAAACUCCAAGAGCUCCAAACCAAACUGGAAUCCAUAUGGAAGAGCGUCAGAUGGUUAGCGGACGUGAUCACUUUUGCCAGAGAUAAGAACAUCGGUAACGUCUGUAUGCGGUACAUCCUGGAAAAGGAGGUGGGGGUAGCCACGAGUCCCAAGCGUGACUUACUACAAAUACCGCCCCCGAAGGUGCUCAAGACCAGCCCGGGCAGAGGAUCUUGGCCUGGACCUGGUGCAAGCAACAUGAUCCCUCCCACAAAUCUAAUGAACGAAUAUAGCAAGAGCGAACAACAUUUAAAUAUCAACGGGAGCACCUCUCACUAUUUAACCGCAUGCAGUGACACCGAUUCCAGAAAAAAUAGCGACAGCUUUAACAGCGCCACGGAUUUCAUGUCUCAACUGGUUCCCAGCAGAAGUGAAGACGUUUUAUUUCAAGUACCGCAUAGCAGCGGAAACCAGGUGAGAGCCAGAUGCGUCACUUUUCCAAGCGGUUCAGGAGCCACCAGUCCCUUGUUGAACGUGCGUCAAGGUUACGGAGGUUCCAUGGUUAGCGUCAACACUACCGACAGCUUGCACAGUUUAAGUUCGGAUAGUGAUCAGGCGCACCUACCCCUCGGGUCAUCCACCCCGAAAAAGUCCAAAUCCAAAAUGGUUCCUAGUAAAAGUAUGGCGAAUGUUAAGCAGAAUUUUUUAGAGUGCGGCAACGCGGAUCACAACGUAAUGUUUCUCACCGUAGAUCGCGGAGUACCGCCCCUUAAGGGUCUCGAUGGUAGUCUCUCCAAAAGCCUAACAAAUAUCCAAACGAAUACCGAGUUUGACGUGGUGAACCCGCGGUCUUCUCCUGCCAAAGACUCCCCCAACUGCCCCGUGGUAUUUCCAGAGAUCUUCAACUUACCUAGCGACGACCCAGAACCGUAUGCCAAAGACAACUACGACAUUUUACAAAUCUACGCAGCCUACGAUACCGGUUUGGUGAUCGGCACCAGUCUAAAAGUCUACGUGACGCCGAGAACCACCGCGAGGGAGGUGGUGAAUGUAGUGGUGCGCCAACUGAAUAUGGCUGUAAUUUUAAAAGGGAAAAAGGGUCCGAUCUAUAGCAGGGAUAUGCUGAAGAACUUCUGUUUGGUGGCAAUUAUCGGGGCGAGGGAACGGUGUCUCAGGGAUGAUUUUAAGCCGUUACUGUUACAGAACCCUUGGAAGUUGGGCAGAUUGUACGUGAGAAGGAAACAUGAGGUAUUGGCCGCCCUAGAUCAUAGCUGUAAGUUGGAUCGGAUCGAGGGUGGAAAAAGAAUCGAUCGGAUUUAAAUUUGAGGGUAUUUAGGUGGUUUGUUGUGGCUGUUUGGAUCUAGAAAAUAGAUCGGAAUUCUUGUUUGUUGAUUGCUAUGAAAAAACAACUUUAGUGUUUCAAAUCAAACAGCCUAAACAUUUAGUCAAAUUGAAGAAUUGGUGCUAGUUCUCUUAUGAUUAUAUUAGCUAAUGAAAAGUAUCUAUUUGUUGCCUACUACUGAACAAAACUAAUUUUAAAAAAUGACUAAAAAAGAGACUAUAUAUUGUAUAUAUAUAUAAUGUUAUUUAGAUAAAUGUGCAUCUCUAAUGAUAUUACCUUUAUAUGUAUAGAGUUAGAGAUAUUAAGACUGUGAUGACUAUUAUUGUUCUUAUUAUGCUAGUAACAAAAAUGUUAGGACCAUGAACUAAGAAUUUAAAACUUUAGGCUAUUAUCGUGUAGGUUUAAUUAAAAUAUAACGCUUCAAGAGCCAUCCAAAUAAAAAAGGAUUUCUAAACAAAAAUCAAAAAAAUAUAUAAUAAAUAAUACGUCCGAAUUGUAAACGAACAAACACAAAGUAUUGCUUUAGAGCUUUAAUAUUGUAGUUUGGGGAUUUGUUGGUAAACUUGGCAACCCCGGGAUUGUGUGUGCGUAUAGUGGGAGGCUGGCCACGCCCCGCUCACAACAAUAGCGAUGUUGCCACAUUUACGUUAUCGCCGCGCAUAUAUUUACCAAAUAACUCUAGCUUGUGAUCUGUUAUGUUAGAAUAUAAAUAGCGAAAAGUAUUAAAACUUAAUUAAAAAUCAUAUCAGUGUCUAGGAAAUGUUUUUUUGAAAUACCUAUACUAGUUCUUAAGAGACUUAUUUUAGUACAAAGAGUUUAUAUUUUUAAUUUUUUUAAGAGGAGGGUUUUUGUACGCUAGAGAGUCAAUUUUUGUUUUAUUUAUUUAUAUAAUACAUAGAUCUGGAUUUGUAAAUAUUAGGUCAUAGUUUGAAUUCUUGAAUGGACAGGUACAGGUGUGUAACUUUGAUUCCACUGUGAUGCACUUAUAUGGACUUAUUAUCGUUUCCAAACCGCAAUUGCUGUAUCAUAAAUUGUAAAGUUUAUGUGUAUCAAAUAUGUUUUAAAAAUG
Molecule: messenger RNA, 5597 nt
Organism: Anthonomus grandis grandis
Lineage: Eukaryota; Metazoa; Arthropoda; Insecta; Coleoptera; Curculionidae
Product: ankyrin repeat and fibronectin type-III domain-containing protein 1
Exons: 17
Coding region: 160-4506 (1448 amino acids)
Biological process (GO): signal transduction; establishment of mitotic spindle orientation; regulation of establishment of bipolar cell polarity
Cellular component (GO): spindle
Molecular function (GO): protein binding
Source: RefSeq, a predicted model, not a curated record